Molecule: messenger RNA, 864 nt
Organism: Cryphonectria parasitica EP155
Lineage: Eukaryota; Fungi; Ascomycota; Sordariomycetes; Diaporthales; Cryphonectriaceae
Exons: 4
Coding region: 1-864 (287 amino acids)
Biological process (GO): tRNA wobble uridine modification
Cellular component (GO): elongator holoenzyme complex
Source: RefSeq, a predicted model, not a curated record
AUGUCCUCACAGAUCCCGCCCCUCCUAGAAUCUCACCUCGCCCUCCCGCCGAGACACUCACAGGUCCUUGUGACCAGCAUGCUCGGCGCCAGCUCGAACUGGCUCGUCCUGCGGUAUCUGACGACGGGGAGGGAUGAGGAGGAGGGGGCCAGUGGACAGGAUGAGGUAAAGGUUGUGCUGGUGAGCUUCAUGCGGGACUAUGGCUUUUGGAGGGACGGCGCGGCACGAUUGGGUCUCAACCUUGACGCCGUGGCGAAAGAGAAGAGAUUCUUCUUCGUUGACGGCCUCGAGCGCCUCUUCCUCGAGAACACCGCGGCCCGUGGGCAACCACCACCACCAUCAUUGCCGAACAGGACGAGCCACACGUACCUGGAGACCCCGCGCCUGUCUGAUGUCGCGAGGACGUUACAUGCCGCCAUCGACCAGCCACUCUCUAGCUCUACGGGGCCCGUCGUGCUCCUGAUGGACCAGCCGGACGUGCUGCUGGCUGCAGCCGGCGGGGUGGCGGAGGGGAUAGACAGUUGGGGGUUGCGAGAGUUGGUUCUUGACUUACAGGAGAAAAUCCAUGCGACCAUCCUGACGCUCGCCGCGGACGAGCCGUUAGUCUCGCCGCAGUCCUCGACAUUGGAAAUAGAGCACGCCUCGUUUCUCCUCUCAAUAGCCCACGGGGCAGAGGCCGUGAUCUCCCUGAGGACGCUGGAAUCGGGCAAGGCCAGGGACGUCAGUGGGGUGGUUAGGAUCAGCAGCAGCAGCAGCAGCAACGGCGGCGGCGUGAGCGGCUCCAAGCGGCCUGCAGAGACGCGCGAGUAUUUGUACAAUGUCGCGUUCGACGGCACAGUCAGGGUUUUUGAGCGUGGGCAAUAA